Messenger RNA from Scleropages formosus (Asian bonytongue), 2776 nucleotides. RefSeq names its product superoxide dismutase 3. The transcript is spliced from 2 exons. NCBI's taxonomy places the organism in Eukaryota, Metazoa, Chordata, Actinopteri, Osteoglossiformes, Osteoglossidae. The record is from RefSeq and is a predicted model, not a curated record. Gene Ontology annotation, molecular function: copper ion binding. Gene Ontology annotation, biological process: superoxide metabolic process. Bases 952 to 1605 code for a protein of 217 amino acids.
UGAAUAGAAUCUCCAGCACUGGUACUGCAGAGGGAGUGGGAUUCGAACCUGGUUUUUCGAGUGUGAGAGGUAGUGUUACGCGUUGCACAUAAUGUGCAUCUUUCAUUCAGUCUUAGCAGCGCUUGUCUAUGGCAGGGUCGCGGCGGUCUGGAGCCUAUCCCGGAAAGAAGAGGGGCCAGCAGUAGAUCGCAGAGCACCCCCACCCCCACAGAGUCAUUACUACGCGCUUUCACCUGAAACACGUACUUGAAGAAAGUUUCAUAAACCAAUGGAUACAUGAUGUACUUCACGCCUGCACGUGAAGAGAGAGAGAGUGCAUAAACACCAGCUGGAACAGCGCGUUUGAAUGGAAAAAAAAAUGCAUUAAAACUACACUGUGAAUCCUGCAUUUCAUUAGUGAUCUAACAUGUUUUAUACCGUGCCAUAAAAAAAAAAGAGUGAAUAAUCGUAAAUUGGUUACAGCUGUAAGUCGCUUGGGAGAAAAGUGUAGGGUAAACGAAACGUUAAUAAAACAAACCGUUGGGGAAAAAAAAAAAAAAAACCCGCGGCAACAUCAUCCACUGGAACAGCAGCUUUCCGUCGCGCACGUGCAGUGCGAAGCGCACAAACAGCGAACGUAUCGCCGCGUUUCAGCUUCGCGUGUGAGAGGGGCGGCGUCACGCGCGCACCCGUACGUCAGCCCCCUGUUGGUCCGCGUGAGCGCAAUCGUCUUUUUUUUUGUGUAUUUUGUCGUUUCUCCACCUUCCCAGUGGGAUGCCUUCGCUGUUCGCCGCCCCCAUGUUGUGCAAGCGCGCGCGCACACGCACACUCGCCACGACACGCACUGCAUUCCUGCCAGCGCGCUCUACGUAAGCGCUGCUUGAUCUGGAGCAAAGUUGUCCGAGGCCCUCGAUUUCUGCCGACUGCUCUUUUACAGCAAGAAACUAAAGCACCUUCGCACCAGAAACAACAAUGGCGUCGUGCUCCCUUCUAAAUGUGUACAAGGUGGCCCUGCUGCUCAUAGCAGCGCCGUGCUUCUUCUGCGAAGACACCUUCCGAAGCAGAGGCUUUGCUGCGAGGUCAGGUGCUCCUCCAGAAGCGGCAGAGUUUAACGGGACUCUGUACGCAAGCUGCAGAAUGAAGCCGAGCACCAAACUGGCCGAGGGCCUGCCCAAGGUGUACGGGCAGGUACUCUUCAAGCAGGCCUUCCCGACCGGGCCGCUUCACAUGAUGAUCAGUCUGAAAGGCUUCCCCACUGUGGGCCACCAGCAGAGAGCCAUCCACAUUCACCAGUACGGCGACUUAAGCAAUGGCUGCGACUCCACCGGGGGCCACUACAACCCCUUGGGGGUUGACCAUCCUGGCCAUCCUGGUGACUUUGGGAACUUUGUUCCGCACGACGGCAGGAUCUGGGCGCAGAAAAGCGAAAGGGCCACGCUCUCCGGGAGGCUAUCGGUGCUGGGUCGGGCCGUGGUCGUCCACGAGAAGGAGGAUGACCUCGGCCUUGGGGGAGACGCGGGCAGCCUUCUGCACGGGAACUCUGGACGUCGGCUCGCCUGCUGCAUCAUUGGGAUCUCCAGCGACAAGCUCUGGAACAAGGCCGUGCGCCAGCCUAGGAGGAAUUAAGUGAGGGGGUCAUGUGAGCUGCACCAAGAGGGGCCACAUGAUCUACGCCGUACCAAAGCGUUUCCCCUCUCGCUCACUCUACAGCCUCCUAAGGAACAUGCUCUUUUCCUACACAUAGGUUCAUGAUGCACAACUUCAUACCCCUCAAGCUAUUACUUUUGCCUAAAAGAAAAUAUCAGAAGCAUUUUGUAUCAGAAAUACCACUUUACUCAAAUGUACAUUCUGAAUAUUGUUCAAUGAUCGAUAGCUGCAGAUCAACCUCAAGUGGAUAGUCAUGCAAACAAUGUAAACCAGAAUAUAUCUGUUACUCUUCACAAACAUAACCUGCGUUUCUUAAGAAUGCUCACAGCUUACAGUAGCUCUAUUUAAAAGUCAUAUGUUUUUGCACGCUUUCUACAGACCUUAAAAUAAACUGGUAAAUGUACGCUUAGGGUUAUUGCUUUUUUGCACUGCAGGUGUGAACUUGAUGUGAAAGCAUCUUAAAUGUGUUAGAAAAUCCACUGUGCUGCAAGCAAACAGGUCAGCAAAUGGGUUAAUAAAAAUAAAUAUGUAAGAGAACCUGACACAGCAGACAGUGCAAAUAGUUGACCGGGAUUGAGCUCUAUUUAUCUUCCACGUCUUAUACGGUUUUCUUUCCUACGCUAAAUAAACUAGGAAUAAAUAUACUGUAUAUUUCUAACAAAAUACAUGAACGCACUGGAUAAAACUGAAGACGGUGUUGGUGCCACGGGUGCGUUUAUCACGUCCUCCGAUGGAACGUGUACGGACGAUGCGAAACACCACGGGAGUUUAGGAACGAGGCGGCACGUCAAAGCUGAGGGCUCCCGCAACAGCGCGCUACACAAACGACGAAGACGUGAGUCACAGAGCGAAGCAAAUCUCACAUCAGCCAUGCCACACGCCCGUCUUAAUUGCAAGGGGAGGUCACUGGGGUGGCAUAAAACCCUUCUUGUUCUGGGUGUUCCUCCUCUUUACCCACAAAGCAGACAGCGGAGGAGAAGCUCUUGAGUCCAGGCGCCAACUCUGUCUCCCGUGCAAAAACCCUGCUGUGGAAGAACCAAAGAAAGAGUGCACCCGCAAAGAAGCGCGCGUGUCCGUACAAGACGGGAGGCCCACGCUUUGUCCGUGCAGCCAAACGGAAGAGCGUGCAUCGGGACGGCUGUACGACAGU